Molecule: messenger RNA, 1935 nt
Organism: Nicotiana attenuata
Lineage: Eukaryota; Viridiplantae; Streptophyta; Magnoliopsida; Solanales; Solanaceae
Product: probable acyl-activating enzyme 1, peroxisomal
Exons: 2
Coding region: 28-1674 (548 amino acids)
Source: RefSeq, a predicted model, not a curated record
UUCAGCACGACGUGAGGGAAAAACAACAUGGAAGGAUUGGUUCUUUGCUCUGCAAACUACACACCCUUGACUCCUCUAAGUUUUCUGGAACGAGCUGCAUUUGUUUACCGCAAAAGAGUUGCCCUAAUUCAUGGAAAUACAAGUUUCUCGUGGGAGGAGUUGCAUGGAAGAUGUGUCAAGCUAGCUUCUGCUCUUUUUAAGCUUGGAGUCUCCCCUGGUGAUAUUGUGGCAGCAGUGGCACCUAAUAUACCAGCGCUGUACGAGCUGCAUUUUUCUGUACCAAUGGCUGGGGCAGUCCUUUCUGCACUUAACCCAAGGCUAGAUGCUGCCACUUUAGCACAACUACUACAACAAUUAGUGGCCAAAGUCAUUUUUGUAUACUCUGACUUCAUUGAGAUUGUGCUUCAAGCACUUAACAUUCUUCAAGAAAAAGACAAGCCAUAUUUUCUGGUCUUAAUCCAUGAAAGUAGCAAUACAAAAGAACUACCAGUAUCAUCACCACCAACAAAGAUUCUGGAUUACCAUACCCUUCUAGAAAUGGGGCAGUCCAAUUUCAAGAUUGUGUACCCGAAAAAUGAAUUAGAUCCGAUUUCGAUAAGUUUUACUUCUGGAUCAACAGGGAAGCCUAAAGGAGUAGUGUAUAGCCACAGAGCUGCAUAUUUGAAUGCAAUUGCUGAUAUUUUCAGAUAUGAGAUGGGAAAAAUGCCUGUUUUUCUAUGGACAGUGGACAUGUUCCGAUGUAACGGAUGGUGUCUCCCCUGGACAGUAGCUGCUUUGGGUGGCACUAACAUUUGCAUAGAAGAAAUCAAUGGAAAAGAAAUUUUGGAUGCUAUUUACCUUCACAAUGUGACACAUUUUUGUGGUGCACCAAUGAUUCUUAGCAAAAUUGCAGAUGCCAUAGCCACAAAUCAACCCCUGUUACCUCACCAAGUGAAUGUAACUGUAGCAGGGGUAUUGCCACCACUAGAAAUUCUGACCAAACUGGAAGAAUUAGGCUUUAUUAUUAACCAUGCAUAUGGUAUGAGUGAAGCACUUGGUCCAAUGAUAUCAAUGUCUAGGAAAUAUCAAGAUGAUUUUUCCAACUCGAAUGAAGAUAUGAACGUGAAAAUUCGCGAAGGAAUUCACAACAUUAUGAUGGAAGAAGUUGAUGUAAAAGAUCCAGAGAGUAUGAAAAGUGUGCCAGCAGAUGGGAAAACUACAGGGGAAAUCAUGUUUAGAGGCAAUGCUAUGAUGUUAGGGUACUUGAAAGAUACUUCAAAAACUGAAGAAGCAUUUGAGGGAGGGUGGUAUAGGACUAAAGAUCUUGGAAUUAAAUACCCUGAUGGGUAUAUACAAUUGAAAGAUCGCGCCGUUGACAUAAUCAAAUCAGGGGAAAAAUUUAUAAGUACUCUUGAAAUUGAAGUUGUUUUGAUUAGGCAUCCUAUGGUUUUGGAGGCUGCAGUUGUAGCACUACCUGAUGAUGUUGUAGGAGAGACCCCUUGUGCUUUUGUGAAGUUGAAAGAAGGGUGUUUUGUUACUGAUGAGGAAAUUAUAAAGUUUUGUAAAGAUUGGCUACAGGAUUACAUGGUUCCAAGGGCUGUAAUUUUUGGUGAUUUACCACUCAAUUCUUCAGGGAAAAUACAGAAAUUUAUUCUCAGGGACAAGGCCAAGGCAUUAAAAUGCCCACUUUCAUAGUGAGUGUCACUUACUACACUUGCCUUGUCGACGCCCAUUGUGCACUUAACGUACGAGACGCCCAAAAGAUUUAGGUGUUUGUUAAAAUUUGGCGUGCAACUUGUUUGGAGCUUAGUUCGUUGAAAUGUUAAUUUGACAUUAAUAUUGUUGAACACUUUAAGGUUUAUUGUCUUGGAAGUGUUUUUAUUGUUGCUAAUCGUUGUUUUGGAAGUUGGACGUAGGAUUGGAUUCUUUGAUGAGAAAUGUAUAUUUUUAGUCGUU